AUGAAACCAGUUGUGUCAACAGGGAAAGCAUAUUUUUGUACGAUAUUAUCAGUCUUCGGGAUUGUCAUAUUAUCAGUCAUUGGAUACUUAUUCCAAGUAGAGCAUGAGUCAAUGAUGGGUUCAAUCAAUGAUCCAGAAAAUGGAAAAGAAGUAGCUAAAACAGUUUUCGGUGCAGUUUUAGUUUAUUUAAUAUUUUUCUUAUUCUGUGGAUGUCAGGUCUUGGUUAUUAGAAGACAGGAUAGAAUUAAGUUAUAG
Yamadazyma jaroonii is the source of this 255-nucleotide messenger RNA. Lineage: Eukaryota; Fungi; Ascomycota; Pichiomycetes; Serinales; Debaryomycetaceae. The record is from the annotation of a GenBank genome assembly.